Messenger RNA from Tachyglossus aculeatus (Australian echidna), 2945 nucleotides. Its product is annotated as eukaryotic translation initiation factor 3 subunit C. Lineage: Eukaryota; Metazoa; Chordata; Mammalia; Monotremata; Tachyglossidae. The coding region runs from base 91 to 2829 and encodes 912 amino acids. The transcript has 21 exons. The record is from RefSeq and is a predicted model, not a curated record. Gene Ontology annotation, molecular function: RNA binding; translation initiation factor binding; translation initiation factor activity. Gene Ontology annotation, cellular component: eukaryotic translation initiation factor 3 complex. Gene Ontology annotation, biological process: translational initiation.
UUGGGGGGGCUUUUUGUCCGUUAAUACGGUCUCCUUCGCCCCACCAGCCGGAAGGUGGUGCACGGCCGUCCCCCGCCCAGCCCCGCUGCCAUGUCGCGUUUUUUCACCACCGGCUCCGACAGCGAGUCGGAGUCGUCCCUGUCCGGAGAGGAGCUCGUCCCCAAACCCGUCGGGGGAAACUACGGCAAACAGCCGCUCCUCCUGAGCGAAGAUGAGGAGGACACCAAGAGAGUCGUGCGAAGCGCCAAGGACAAGAGAUUUGAGGAGUUGACCAACUUGAUCCGGACCAUCCGGAAUGCCAUGAAGAUCCGGGACGUCACCAAGUGUCUGGAAGAGUUUGAGCUGUUGGGGAAGGCUUUUGGCAAGGCCAAGAGUAUCGUGGACAAGGAGGGCGUGCCCCGUUUCUACAUUCGCAUCUUGGCCGACCUGGAGGACUACCUCAACGAGCUUUGGGAAGACAAGGAAGGUAAGAAGAAGAUGAACAAGAACAACGCCAAGGCACUGAGCACCUUGCGGCAGAAGAUCCGCAAAUACAACCGUGACUACGAAGCGCAGAUCACCAGCUACAAGCAGAACCCCGAACUGUCGGCCGACGAGGAUGCUGAGAAGAACGAGGAAGAUUCAGAAGGCUCUACCUCUUCAGAUGAGGAUGAGGAUGGGAUCAGCGCCGCUAGUUUCCUGAAGAAGCGGGCAGAGGCUUCCUCCGGGGAGAGUCGCAAGUUUCUCAAGAAGAUGGAGGACGAAGAUGAGGACUCCGAGGACUCGGACGAUGAUGAAGAUUGGGGCUCGGACUCCACCGACUCUGAUUCCGAUUCCGAGGAGGACGAUGGGAAGUACACCCUGCUGGCCUCCAAAUUCUUAAAGAAAGCCAGCACCACAGAGGAGGAUAAGAAGGCCGCCGAGAAGAAGCGGGAAGAUAAGGCCAAAAAGAAGCACGACCGCAAGUCCAAGCGCCUGGAUGAGGAGGAGGAAGACAAUGAAGGCGGGGAGUGGGAGAAAGUCCGGGGCGGAGCGCCUCUCAUCAAGCCCAAGAUGUUUGCCAAGGGUACGGAGAUUACCCACGCCAUCGUCGUGAAGAAGCUGAAUGAGAUCCUGCAAGCUCGAGGCAAGAAGGGCACUGAUCGGGCAGCCCAGAUUGAACUGCUGCAGCUGCUCGUUCAGAUCGCGGGCGAGAACAACCUGGGGGAAGGCGUGAACGUCAAGAUCAAGUUCAAUAUCAUCGCCUCCCUCUAUGACUACAACCCCAACCUGGCCACCUAUAUGAAGCCGGAGAUGUGGCAGAAGUGCCUGGACUGCAUCAACGAGCUGAUGGAUAUCCUGUUUGCCAACCCCAACAUCUUCAUCGGGGAAAACAUCCUGGAAGAGAGUGAGAACCUGUCCAACCCCGAACAGCCCCUCCGAGUUCGGGGCUGCAUCCUGACCCUGGUGGAGCGAAUGGAUGAGGAGUUUACCAAGAUCAUGCAGAAUACCGAUCCCCAUUCUCAAGAGUACGUGGAGCAUCUGAAGGACGAAGCCCGCGUCUGCGCCAUCAUCGAGCGGGUGCAGCGCUACCUCCAGGAGAAGGGGACCACCGAGGAGAUCUGCCGCAUCUACCUGCGCCGCGUGCUCCACACCUACUACAAGUUCGACUACAAGGCCCACCAGCGCCAGCUCACUCCCCCGGAGGGUUCGUCCAAGUCGGAGCAGGACCAGGCGGAGAACGAGGGGGAGGACUCAGCCGUGCUGAUGGAGCGGCUCUGCAAGUACAUCUAUGCCAAGGACAGGACGGACCGGAUCCGGACCUGCGCCAUCCUCUGCCACAUCUACCACCACGCGCUGCACUCCCGCUGGUACCAGGCCCGCGAUCUCAUGCUCAUGAGCCAUCUGCAGGAUAACAUCCAGCACGCCGAUCCUCCCGUGCAGAUCCUGUACAACCGCACCAUGGUGCAGCUGGGGAUCUGCGCCUUCCGGCAGGGCCUGACGAAGGACGCCCACAACGCCCUGCUGGACAUCCAGUCGAGCGGGCGGGCCAAGGAGCUGCUGGGGCAGGGGCUGCUCCUGCGCAGCCUGCAGGAGCGCAACCAGGAGCAGGAGAAGGUGGAGCGGCGCCGGCAGGUGCCGUUCCACCUGCACAUCAACCUGGAGCUGCUCGAGUGCGUCUACCUGGUGUCCGCCAUGCUGCUGGAGAUCCCUUACAUGGCCGCCCACGAGAGCGAUGCCCGGAGGCGCAUGAUCAGCAAGCAGUUCCACCACCAGCUGCGAGUGGGCGAGAGGCAGCCUCUGCUGGGGCCCCCCGAGUCCAUGAGGGAGCACGUGGUGGCGGCCUCCAAGGCCAUGAAGAUGGGCGAUUGGAAGACUUGCCACAACUUCAUCAUCAACGAGAAGAUGAACGGGAAGGUCUGGGACCUGUUCCCCGAAGCCAACAAAGUCCGCACCAUGCUGGUCAGAAAGAUCCAAGAAGAGUCCCUGCGCACCUACCUGUUCACCUACAGCAGCGUCUACGACUCCAUCAGCAUGGAGAUCCUUUCGGACAUGUUUCAGCUGGAUCUGCCCACGGUGCAUUCCAUAAUCAGCAAAAUGAUCAUCAACGAGGAGCUGAUGGCUUCCCUGGAUCAGCCAACGCAGACCGUAGUGAUGCACCGCACGGAGCCCACGGCGCAGCAGAAUCUGGCCCUGCAGCUGGCCGAGAAGCUGGGCAGUCUGGUGGAGAACAACGAGCGCGUCUUCGACCACAAACAGGGCACCUAUGGGGGCUACUUUAGAGACCAGAAGGACGGCUACCGCAAAAACGAAGGGGGCUACAUGCGCCGCGGGGGAUACCGCCAGCAGCAGUCCCAGACUUCCUACUGAACUUGGUCACCAUGAUCCCUCCCUCCCUCCCUCCCUCCUUCCCACCCCUGGGGCCAGACAGCUGAAAAGCCCCCAAUUCGUGAUAUGUCAGUUAAUAAAAGUUGAUCCGAAACCCA